Exophiala oligosperma is the source of this 1188-nucleotide messenger RNA. RefSeq lists its product as uncharacterized. Lineage: Eukaryota; Fungi; Ascomycota; Eurotiomycetes; Chaetothyriales; Herpotrichiellaceae. The transcript is spliced from 2 exons. The record is from RefSeq and is a predicted model, not a curated record. Bases 166 to 1188 code for a protein of 340 amino acids.
AUACCAUCUGGAAAAACGGCAUUUCUAGUCCGCUCAACUCCGCAAUGAGGGGGGCGUCUUGCCCGUGGCCAUUACCAAUAUAAAAACAAUUGAUACCAGUUUCGCAGCGCAUCUCAUUCAGUCGUCGCCAUUUCAAAGCAAUCUCCCUAGAAGAGAAUCCUCAAAAUGAAGCACAUUCAGUGUACAGGCAGCCCCUUUGAAAUUGGCCGGCAACACGGGCAGAGCGCCAAAACGGAGGUGCAUGGAAGUAUCGCUUUCUAUGAGAGCUUUUUCAAAGAGCGAGCCAAGCUAUCAUGGCCCCAAGUUCGCGAUGUAGCCAGAGCAUUUGUCCCCUUGCUCGAGACUUCGUACCCCGACUAUCUGGAGGAAAUGAAAGGUGUGGCAGAAGGCGCCGACGUCGAUCUUGAUUCUGUCAUCGCACUCAACGUUCGUACCGAGAUCGCGUAUGGUAUGCUGAGUGACGGAUGUACUGCAUUUACUUGGAAGACGUCAGAUGAGAGUUUCAUUGGCCAAAAUUGGGACUGGCGCAUGGAACAGACGCCCAACGUCGUUUGUCUGAGCAUUGAGCAGCCGCCAAAGCCGACGAUAAAGAUGAUGACUGAAGGUGGUAUCAUCGGCAAGAUUGGCUUGAACUCGGCCGGGGUGGGAGUCACCCUGAACGCGAUUGCGGCGCCCGGCGUGUCAUACAACAAACUUCCCGUACAUGUGGCCUUGCGAAGAGUGUUGGACAGUACUUCCCGAGAAGAAGCAGAAACCGCUCUGCGAAAGGCAGGCGUCGCGGCCGCGGCUCACAUCACAAUAGCGGAUUCGGCCACGGGAGCCUGUGGAUUCGAAUGCACUGCCCUGGAUAUCGUCGAGAUGCCCAUGGACCCAAAGGGCAUCUGCACACAUUCGAACCAUUUGGUCAAAGGACACAAGGUACAAGGGUCAUCUAUGCUGCCGGACUCACCUUUCCGCCUGAGCCGCAUUCAGGAAUUGCUGAGUGGCAUUGACAAACCGACGACGCAAAACUUCGCCGAAAUGUUCAAGGACGAGAAAAACUAUCCGGCCUCAAUUUGUCGAGCUGUGGGUGAGAAGAGUACCAUACAGACUCUGUUUUCAAUCGUGAUGGAUCUGAAACAAGGCACCGCUAGAGUCAAGAUGGGUCGACCGACUGAGGGCGGAGAAGUCUUUGAAUUGAGACCGUGA